AAUUUUUUGCAUUGGAAAAUGAAACUCAGCCAAGUGGUUCCUUCCCACCUGCUCUUCUCGCAUAAUAGGCGAGCUGUUAUUCAAUGAAUCUUGCACGCACACCUUCUAGCACCGAAGAUUUUCCUGGUCUCUUAUAUGCUGGCUUUAACCAGGACUAUGGGUGCUUUUCUAUCGGUUUAGAUAGUGGCUUCCGAGUUUAUAAUUGCGAUCCGCUCAUUGAGCAAGCUCGCAAUGAAACCGACGAAGGAGGUAUUGCUCUCGUUGAAAUGCUCUAUCGUACGAAUUAUCUGGCUCUUGUUGGUGGUGGAAGAAACCCUCGGUAUCCACCCAAUAAAGUGAUUAUAUACGACAGCAUCAAGGCCAAACCUGUCCUCGAAUUAGAAUACAAAAACGAAGUCAAGAAUGUAAAGUUACGCCGGGACAGAUUGACGGUGGUUUUGGCAAAUAAAGUCUUCAUCUACAUUUUUGGACUUCAUCCACAGCUCAUCCAGACGUUUGAGACAACCGAUAACGACAAAGGUCUGGCAGCAAUAUCGGCUUCUCCCGAUCAUGCUAUUUUGAUUAUUCCCGGACGACAGAGAGGCCACAUACAGAUCAUCGAUUUGGAUACCCUCGGAUAUCAAUGGAACACCGCACCGCAAACUUUUUUAUCCGAUGAUAACGAUAUUGGUCACCCUUCACACCAUCAGCACCCUUCUUCCGCAGCUCCAAUGCCAUUGCCAUCCUCAUCCUCUUCUUCAUCCGAUCGUCGUCCUACCAAUAUGGCCAACGUGAGUAUCAUUGCUGCGCAUUCCGGGAAACUGAGCUGUUUAGCACUGAACUACGACGGCACCAAAUGCGCGACGGCCAGCGAUAAAGGCACAUUGAUACGGGUGUUUAACACAUAUACCGGCACCCUGCUCAAUGAACUGCGGAGAGGAAUGGAUCGCGCUGAAAUUUACUCCAUCGCGUUUAAUCAAGACUCGACACGGCUUGUCGUCUCCUCUGACAAAGGCACCAUCCACCUAUUCAAUUUGGACCCAUCCGUAGUGACCAUGUGCGACCACAAACCCCGUGGUCCUACCUAUGGUGAAGUGGUCGUUUAUCCUCAUCAGUCACCGAGCAACUUUGGUUUGACGCACAGCGGUAAUCGGGGAAGCAGUCUCAGUUUCAUGAAAGAGUUGUUACCAAAGUAUUUUAGCAGUGAGUGGAGCUUUGCCCACGCCAAAAUUGUCACGGAAAGUCGAUGCAUUGUAGCUUUUGCUGAUCAGAAAUAUACCAUAUUAGCGAUUUGUGCUGAUGGCAGUUGUUACAAAUUCUAUUUUGAUCCAAGAAAAGGCGGUGAAUGUACCCGGGACUCUUUUGAACGGUUUUUGAAAUACGAUUGAAAAAUAAAAUAACAAGACACUAACAAGAGUCUUGAUAACAGCUCAUUCAGACG
Messenger RNA from Radiomyces spectabilis, 1420 nucleotides. Its product is annotated as WD40-repeat-containing domain protein. Gene Ontology annotation, biological process: protein localization to phagophore assembly site; autophagy of mitochondrion; nucleophagy. The record is from RefSeq and is a predicted model, not a curated record. NCBI's taxonomy places the organism in Eukaryota, Fungi, Mucoromycota, Mucoromycetes, Mucorales, Radiomycetaceae. The transcript has 5 exons. The coding region runs from base 84 to 1367 and encodes 427 amino acids. Gene Ontology annotation, cellular component: extrinsic component of membrane; phagophore assembly site membrane; cytosol. Gene Ontology annotation, molecular function: protein binding; phosphatidylinositol-3,5-bisphosphate binding; phosphatidylinositol-3-phosphate binding.